AUGCCAACACGACCCUCCCACCACCUGGAAGUUCUGCAGGCCAAUGUCAACCACUGCGCCCGUGCCCAAGACCUCCUAGUCCAGCACGUGGCGGAGUGGGGCAUUGGCGCUGCCAUAGUGUCGGAACCCUAUUACGUCCCCCCGCUUUCCAACUGGGCUGGCGACACUGAGGGGCUGGUGGCGGUUACUGCUCCCCAAAUCGGAAACCACCCACCUCUCUCGAAAAUUGUGAGUGGUAGAGGUUACGUGGCGGUGAGAUGGGGAGUUAUCGCAAUAAUUGCUGCAUACUUCUCCCCCAACGAGCCGCUUCGUGACUUCGAAGACCUCCUUGAGAGA
Molecule: messenger RNA, 336 nt
Organism: Plodia interpunctella (Indianmeal moth)
Lineage: Eukaryota; Metazoa; Arthropoda; Insecta; Lepidoptera; Pyralidae
Exons: 1
Source: RefSeq, a predicted model, not a curated record